Molecule: messenger RNA, 3141 nt
Organism: Penicillium bovifimosum
Lineage: Eukaryota; Fungi; Ascomycota; Eurotiomycetes; Eurotiales; Aspergillaceae
Product: translation initiation factor 2
Exons: 4
Coding region: 1-3141 (1046 amino acids)
Biological process (GO): translational initiation
Molecular function (GO): GTPase activity; GTP binding; translation initiation factor activity
Source: RefSeq, a predicted model, not a curated record
AUGCAUCGCCGGCCAGUCUGCAGGCUAUCACGUCGGGCUGAGUGGUCAAAUUCAGCCUGCCGAACACCUUCAUUAACGGCAUACACAAUUCGACGGACUUUACAGUCAUCUGCGACGCGUUGCGAUUCAGCAGAUCCACCGGACGGAAACAACGAUGGCACCGCCGCACCUUCAGAAACACCGAAGCCCAAGUUCGGUAGCCGAUGGGCCCCUAAGCAAACUACAAAACCUGCUGGCCUGAGUGCCGCAGAACUAGCGAUUCGCCAAAACCUCAUCACGAAGAGCCAACCUCCGCCCCCACCUCCACCACAACAGCAACGCAGCUGGGAACAGCCAAGGCACCAACGGAACUUAGGGUACUCAGAUCGGCACACGAGGCCAUUCGCGAGGCGCGAUGCGGGCUCCCGGGACCGCUCAGGUGGCCACAUGAAGUGGUCGGCAGAUACACCUCGGAAACACGCGCGGGACCAACCUUUUGAAGAAGAAAACCCUUUCACCAAAAAGGAGAGCGAUGCGGGCUCUUCGGACACCCGAGGAAGCGAUAUGAACUGGUCGAGAGAAACAUAUCGGAGGCAGCCACGGAACCAAGAGAGGAGCCCUUUUAAUGAAGAAAGGAACCCUUUUGCUGAGGGGAGGGACUAUGCUGGCUCUCGGGAUGAGCAAAUCGCCAACUUCAGGCGGGCAAGACAAGCCCCGCGGUAUCAGGAGAGGAACCCGUUCUAUGAAGAGAAGAACCCAUUCGCAUCCGAAAGCACACAGAAUAACCUCGAGGGCCCAUCUCAGAGCAGAAGAAGGAAUGCGCCGUAUGGAAAGACUUAUGAAGACUGGACUUGCCCAAAUUGCUCCAGGGCUGUUUUUGCCUAUAGACGCGCGUGUCCAUUCUGCCAAACCCCUCGACAGACCGAUGCUCCGCAAAAACCACGAAUAACUAGAGAUUAUGCCGAGAACCCCCGUUCGUCGCAGCCCCGUCAGUCUCGGCCCGCUUCUGAGGAUAGUCAAAAAUUCCAGCAGUUGGGAGAUUCAUUAUUAAAUGAGAUGGAAGGCGACGGCCAGGACGCAGCAAGAACCACAGAGCGCGAUAUUAAGGAGGGUAAGCCUCAAACGGAUCAGGAGAAGGAAGACUUCAAGAAGAACCAGUGGACCUGGGAUAUGUCUGCCUUAGAGCAAUUAAAGGAAUUAGAGGCUCAAGAGCAGCAGCCACAAAAGCCUGUGAAGCGACGCGAAGUGCGCGAAGUGCGCAAAGGACCGCCUUCGCAUAGAGCGGAGACGCCUGCAAAAGAAAAGAACGAACAGAGAGCCGCGAAGAAGGCUGCAGCCGAGGCAGCACCUGCGCCUCUUUACCUCCCCGAAUUCAUCAGCGUCAGCAAUCUGGCUGAUGUCAUUGGUGUGCGGCCGGCGCAGUUUGUGCAGCGAAUGGAAGAAAUGGGAUUCGAUGAGAUCACGUACCGGGAUAUCCUCGAUGCAGAAACCGCCGGACUGGUAGCCGCUGAAUUCAACUUUGAGGCCAUCUUCGACAGUGGCCGGGAAGACUUACAGGCCGCACCUCCGCCAGAGGACACAUCGAAUCUGCCAACUCGGCCGCCCGUGGUCACGAUCAUGGGUCAUGUCGAUCACGGCAAAACCACCAUUUUGGAUUGGCUGCGAAACUCAUCUGUGGCAGCGUCUGAGCAUGGCGGUAUCACACAGCAUAUCGGUGCCUUCUCUGUGACGAUGCCUUCUGGAAAGGCUAUCACUUUCCUUGAUACCCCUGGUCAUUCUGCAUUCUUGGAAAUGCGCCGCCGAGGUGCCGACGUGACAGAUAUCGUGGUCCUUGUGGUUGCUGCAGACGACAGUGUCAAGCCGCAAACCAUUGAGGCCAUCAAGCACGCUACGCAAGCCAGAGUUCCCGUCAUUGUUGCCAUCAGCAAGAUUGACAAGGAGGACGGCAACCCUGAUCGAGUCAAGACUGACCUUUCUGUUCAUGGUAUUCACGUGGAAGACUUCGGAGGUGACGUUCAAGCCAUCGGUGUCAGUGGUAAAACUGGGCAAGGAAUGGUCGAAUUGGAAGAAGCCAUCGUGGCGCUUUCAGAAAUGCUCGACCACCGCGCAGAUACAACCUGCAACGUCGAAGGAUGGAUCAUUGAGGCCUCCACAAAGAGCUAUGGCCGUGUAGCAUCCGCUUUGAUCCGACGUGGAACUCUCCGGCCAGGUGAUGUGAUCGUUGCCGGUACCGCGUGGGCUCGCGUUCGCACCCUCCGCAACCAAGCCGGUGUGACCAUCAGCGAAGCGACACCUGGAAUGCCCGUCGAGAUCGAUGGCUGGAGGGAGCAGCCAGGUGCCGGCACCGAGCUCCUGCAAGCCCCAACCGAGCAAAAGGCCAAGGAUGUUGUGGACUACCGCUUAGAGAAGUCCGAUACUCAGAAGAUGGGUGUCGAUAUGGCUGCCAUCAACGAGGCUCGUCGUGAACUUCUCGAAAAGCGCAGGCGCAAGGAGCAGGAUGAAGAGGAAGCAGCGAAAGAGGUCGAAUCCACCGGUCCCAAGCCGGUCAACUUCAUUCUGAAGGCCGAUGUGGACGGCUCGGCGGAGGCAGUCUUGAACUCCGUUGCGGCUGUCGGCAACAAUGAAGUCUUUGCCAAUAUUAUCCGCUCCGGCGUUGGCCCUGUCAGCGAAUUCGACAUCGAACACGCUGGUAGUGCCAAGGGCAAGAUCAUCUCCUUCAAUCAACCCAUUGACCCCAAUAUCAUGCGCAUGGCUGAGACCGAGGGUGUUGAGAUCAUGGAUCAUAAUAUCAUCUAUAAGCUCAUCGAUGAUGUCAAGGCUAUUCUGAGCGAACAACUACCUCCAUCCGUCACCACACGUGUGACCGGAGAAGCUGAGAUCCAGCAGGUAUUCGAGAUCACCGUUAAGGGCCGCGAAAAGACCUCCAUUGCAGGAAGUCGCGUGCGCAACGGUAUGAUCAACAAAACCCGUAAGGUCAGGGUGCUUCGUGGGGAUGAAGUCGUCUACGAUGGCACGAUGGUUUCGCUCAAGAACGUGAAGAAAGACGUCACUGAAAUGCGCAAAGACACAGAAUGUGGUAUCAGUUUCGAGAAUUGGACGGCUUUCGAAGUCGGCGACCACAUUCAGUGCUAUGAAGAAAUCUUUGAGAAGCGAUAUCUGUGA